This is a messenger RNA of Armigeres subalbatus, 2467 nucleotides long. Its product is annotated as collagen alpha-1(III) chain-like. Lineage: Eukaryota; Metazoa; Arthropoda; Insecta; Diptera; Culicidae. The transcript has 5 exons. The coding region runs from base 304 to 1836 and encodes 510 amino acids. The record is from RefSeq and is a predicted model, not a curated record.
ACCGCCGCGCGCAGAAGCACCGAAGACGAUCGCCAAGCAGCUAGCCAGACGAAGAAGGUCGCCAUUUUGCUUCUAGUUUUGAGGUUUUCCGUACACCGUUCCGGUUUGUUGAGAAAUAAUCGCUGCCCAUCGGUGUGGCGACAGGUGAAAGUGGUCCUUAUCGAAGCCCGUUGAUCCGUGCUAGCCGGAGCAGGUGUUUGUGGUGCAGUUUGAAGUGGAAAUUAGUGCUUUUCCGAAAUUUGAUUCCCCGAAGAUUCGGGAUUUUUAGCCGGUGAAAGGUUUUAUUGAUAUUUGCGGGACAUAAUGGAUAUGUCAGGACCACCGAGAGGAGGAUACCGCGGUCGCGGAGGAUUCGGUGAUCGCGGUCGUGGCGGAUUUGGUGAUCGCGGACGAGGCCGCGGAGGUCGUGGCGGUCCGAUGAUGGGUCGCAUGAUGGGUGGUCCCCCGAUGAUGCGUGGACGUGGUGGCAUGAUGCGUGGCGGCCCGCCCCGCGGCAUGGGUGGCCCACCGCGAGGUGGUCCGCCAAUGUCUCGGGGUGGCCCAUACGGAGGUCGUCCACCGAUGGGAGUCGGUGGUGCUCCACGCAGCAGCUAUUCAUCAUCCGUAUCGAACGGUUCCGGUCCACCGCCUUCGUCGACGACCGAGAAUGGGAACGACCCAAAACCGGCGGACACUACCAGCAGUGCAGCUAAGACGGUACCGACAACAAGCGGAAGCACACCGACUUCGACGUCGAGCGCGGCAGCUCCGUCUACCGCACCAAAAACUGUAGCCCCAGCAUCGUCACAGGUUCCUAGCUCUGAUUCGGGCCGGGCAACGCCUCCGCAACCGAUCAAGACAGCCGACUCUAGUAGUCUUUCCCAUCCCAGAGAAUCGCAAGAUUCUUCAAUUCAAUCGACAGGUAGUUCCUAUCAUUCUUCGAGGGGUAUGGGAUACCGAGGUCGCGGAAGCUAUCCCCCACGCGGAAGCUACCCCCCACGUGGUCGCGGCGGAUACGGGAGCAGCUACGAUGGUCCUCGGCCUUAUCGCGGUGGAAUGGGCGGUCGUGGCCGUGGCGGCUAUGGCGGAGGUCCAGGCGGUUACGGAGGAGCACCCAGCUAUAACAGCGGUUAUAACAGUGGCCCUCCACCGUCCUACGGUCAAAUGGGUGGCGGAUACCAACACAGCGGGUACAAUUCAGGACCUCCACCACGACAACAGUUUGACACACGGCAACCGUCGAACACAACCACAGUGACGCCAAUCAAGCGCGGUGGAAUGCCGGGAAGCGGCCCUCCAGGUCCCAAGCGAGGUCGGUACGAUUCUGGUCCACCUAGCCGAUCGUUCCCACCGAAGAGCAUGCCACCACACCAUGGAGCUCCCGCUCCUGUUUCAUCGUACAGUGCACCUCCUUCGACGGCCGGCCACGGAGGCUAUCCGGAGCAUAAUCACCCGCCAGCUAGUAUGGACCAGUAUGGCACGCAUGGUGCGACCACUACCAGCGCAUACGGCACAACCGGUGCUUCUCAGAGCACCUACGGUUCCAAUGGGUACGGUCAGAGUUCGUACGGUACCUCGGCAAUGUCUACAACGGGGUAUGCCACCGGGACGGAAUACGACGCCAGUCAGUACGAUUACAGCACCGGAUCGUACGACAGUCGGUAUCAGACUGGAUACUCACAAGACUACAGCCAAUCGUAUGGUGGCACCACUACUGAUUACAGUGCCGUUUCGACAGAUACCUACGCCAGCCAGCAGUACGAUGAUAGAUCGACGGGUUACGCAGGCUAUGACGCGCAAGCCUACUCGCAAGGCUACGCAAAGACCGAUCAGUACGCUCAUGGUGGUUAUUAUUAGGAAAAGCAAGGAAUCCAAAACACAGAUAAAAAGAGAUAGAGGAAUGAUAUCGCGAACAAUAUGGGAAAGAAAGUGUGUGAGAGUGUGUGGAUAAAAACAAAUCCAAAACAAACAAAAAAGCAAACGACAGAAAUAUGAAUGCUUUUGACUGAAAGAUUGAGCAAAUCCCGCAAAAAUAGUGGAUUGGAAAAGCAUACAACAAAACAGAAAAACAAAUCAAUAUAACAACAUAAAGCAGCAAACUACAGGAAAGUGCAUCAGAACAGCGCCAAAAUCAUCCCGAGACUGCAAACUACAAACCCAGAUAAAAGUAAUAUUAUAUUGAGCAAUUCUGAAAACUCGAAACGAGCAACGUGAGGCGGUCUCAACACAAAAUGAUGCAGACAAGCGCAAUUGCGGUAUCAGUAGCACUGGGAAAGUUCAGUAUCGCGUAGUGUUUGUAGAAAGUUCUUCUUUUAAUUAUCGACCUUACCAACAUUUUGCACAAUGUUGUGCAAAAGAACUACUUCUUAUUACAUUAUUACCCGUACGGUACAAUCCAGCACAGACAUUAAACAUCCCGUUUUAUGAAGUUGUAUGAUAAAUAUGUAAGACAGAAUUAUGAAUAAACAAAAUAAAUUUAAAAACUGAA